CCGGUCCAAGGGUGGCAUCCAAGGACCUACCAGGGUUGGCCUUCACUGAAGUCCACCUCUGGCCACCAGCGGCUUCCUAUUUUCCAUCAGCAAAUACCUACUUCUCCUGCCCUGGUGGACUUCCACCACCUGAUUGAAGGCAGGCUUCCAGGGGAUCAGAGGCCACUGUCCUGGCAGAUGACACAUGAUAGGAGGGCUUUGCAGAUCAGCAGAGGGCAAGGCAGUGACCCUCGGAGGCCCUGGGUGGUUCCUGGAAAGGACUUACAUAAGCUACAAGGAAACUCCCUGCCGUUAUAUUGUCUAUCCACCUUCAGGUGGGUGUGUGCAACCGGAGCGUCACAGACUGGCUUUCUCCCCUGGACCUGCAACUGGUCAGGAAAUGCGGACUUGGAAGAUCAUUCCAAACACCUGGUAGAACUAGGUUUAUGCCAGAACAUUCUGGAAAAGAAGAAGAAGAAGAAGAAGAAGAAGAAGAAGAAGAAGAAGAAGAAGAAGAAGAAGAAGAAGAAGAAGAAGAAGAAGAAGAAAGAGGCACCAUCCCUGUGUAUGGACUCUGGUCCUUGGAGCUUGGAACCUGCUGUACACCUGCCAAGGCUGAAGUUCAAGGCCCUGUCUUCCCGGUGGAACUGACACUUGUGGCAAGUUCAGCUCAGGAGCAAGACGUUGUCGUCACAGGUAGGCGCUCUGUGGCCCGCCUGGCCACUUCCAGUCAACAUGGUGGACACAGAGAGUCCCAUCUGUCCCCUCUCCCCACUUGAGGCAGAUGACCUGGAGAGUCCCUUAUCAGAAGAAUUCUUACAAGAAAUGGGAAACAUUCAAGAGAUUUCUCAGUCCCUUGGGGAGGAGAGCUCCGGAAGCUUUAGUUUCACGGACUACCAGUAUUUAGGAAGCUGUCCGGGCUCCGAGGGCUCCGUCAUCACAGACACCCUCUCUCCAGCUUCCAGCCCCUCCUCAGUCAGCUGCCCUGUGAUCCCCGCCAGCACGGAGGAGUCCUCUGGCAGUGCACUGAACAUCGAGUGUCGAAUAUGUGGGGACAAGGCCUCAGGCUACCACUACGGAGUCCACGCGUGUGAAGGCUGCAAGGGCUUCUUCCGGCGAACUAUUCGGCUAAAGCUGGUGUAUGACAAAUGUGAUCGGAGCUGCAAGAUUCAGAAAAAGAACAGGAAUAAGUGCCAGUACUGCCGCUUCCACAAGUGCCUGUCCGUUGGGAUGUCACACAAUGCAAUUCGCUUUGGACGAAUGCCAAGAUCGGAGAAAGCAAAACUGAAAGCAGAAAUUCUCACGUGUGAACACGAUCUGGAAGAUUCGGAGACUGCGGACCUCAAAUCUCUAGCCAAGAGAAUCCACGAGGCCUACCUGAAGAACUUCAACAUGAACAAGGUCAAAGCCCAGGUCAUCCUCGCAGGAAAGACCAGCAAUAACCCGCCUUUUGUCAUACACGACAUGGAGACCUUGUGUAUGGCUGAGAAGACGCUUGUGGCCAAGAUGGUGGCCAACGGCAUCCAAAAUAAGGAGGCGGGAGUCCGAAUCUUCCACUGCUGCCAGUGCAUGUCCGUGGAGACCGUCACCGAGCUCACAGAAUUCGCCAAGGCCAUCCCGGGCUUCGCGAACUUGGACUUGAAUGACCAAGUUACCUUGCUAAAGUAUGGCGUGUACGAAGCCAUAUUCACAAUGCUGUCCUCCAUGAUGAACAAAGACGGGAUGCUGGUAGCCUACGGCAAUGGCUUCAUCACGCGAGAGUUCCUCAAGAACCUGAGGAAACCAUUCUGUGACAUCCUGGAACCCAAGUUUGAUUUUGCGAUGAAGUUCAACGCCCUAGAACUGGAUGACAGUGACAUUUCCCUUUUUGUGGCUGCUAUAAUUUGCUGUGGAGAUCGGCCUGGCCUUCUAAACAUAGGAUACAUUGAGAAGAUGCAGGAGGGUAUCGUGCACGUGCUCAAGCUCCACCUGCAGAGCAACCAUCCGGAUGAUACCUUUCUCUUCCCCAAACUUCUUCAAAAAAUGGUGGACCUUCGGCAGCUGGUCACGGAGCAUGCGCAGCUCGUGCAGGUCAUCAAGAAGACCGAGUCUGACGCCGCAUUGCAUCCACUACUGCAGGAGAUCUACAGGGACAUGUACUGAUUUUUCUUGAGAUGACCGUCCAGGGACCUCUGAGGUCUGCAGCCGCACACAGGAGAACAGGGAUUUGCACAGAUGGCCACCCUCCCACCCUUGGAGAUGAAGAGGGCUGAGCCUAGGUAAUGGAGGCUCCUCCCACAUCUUUCCUUUCUGAAUGGGCACUUCUAAGAAUGCCUGCUACUCCAAUGCUGGUGAUCGGAGGCUAAUAGGAUUCAGACAAUCACGGAGAAUGGCAAUCCCCGGUCUGAUCUUAACUGGUCCAAUGUUAAUCAAUGCACCUCUCUACAUCACAUUUAUAAUUUGCCAUUAAUUAACGUGUAACCUCCCAAGUCCUCGUGUUCUUUUCUCUGCUUACCCGUCCUUCUGGCUGUGUGUGCCCUUGUAAAUCCCGAAAACUAAUCUGCACUUUUUAAUCUUUAAAACCUACAAGUCAAGAUGUAGCCCAAGGUUAGCCAUUUAAACAUGGCAAAAAAAAAAAAAAAAUGUUUACUGGGAAGGCUUCACUUCCGUUUCCUGGCUCUAAGAAAGAGAGCUGGCUUCUGAGAACAUUCAAGAAUGGUUAGAAUGCAGCCCCAUCAUUUUCUUUGUUGAUUCACUGUUUUGGGGGGUGUAACUAAUGUGUGGGGGAGAAAAGCAUUUCCGGGUUUGCAUAGAAGUUCCUGGAAAGCUACAAUCUCAAGAAGCCUCAGGAGGCUUGAGCUAAUGUCUGAUACACAAAGACAGGAUGAGCCCUGAGUGACUAGUUCUACAACCCUGUUCAUGUUAAACCCGGAGCGUGUGGGCAUGACAGCAAUUCCAGAGAUGGACUGACAGAUUUGUAAACGCUCUUCCAGGCCCCUCUGGCAGCUCCUUUAAUAUGACACUUUAUGGCUUUUUUUUUUUUUUUAAACUAUUGGUGGGGAGAUAUUACCUGGAGUAGAGAAGACAAAAGUGAUUUUGCUACCCAGGUUGGGAGGAUCUGGUCACCCUGGAUCCUAUUUGUACCCAAUCAAAGAUCUCACAACA
Molecule: messenger RNA, 3123 nt
Organism: Peromyscus maniculatus bairdii (prairie deer mouse)
Lineage: Eukaryota; Metazoa; Chordata; Mammalia; Rodentia; Cricetidae
Gene: Ppara
Product: peroxisome proliferator activated receptor alpha
Biological process (GO): positive regulation of fatty acid metabolic process; fatty acid metabolic process; negative regulation of inflammatory response
Cellular component (GO): nucleus
Molecular function (GO): RNA polymerase II cis-regulatory region sequence-specific DNA binding; DNA-binding transcription repressor activity, RNA polymerase II-specific; zinc ion binding
Source: RefSeq, a predicted model, not a curated record